Messenger RNA from Rhododendron vialii, 1435 nucleotides. Its product is annotated as thiamine thiazole synthase 1, chloroplastic-like. The transcript is spliced from 3 exons. The record is from RefSeq and is a predicted model, not a curated record. NCBI's taxonomy places the organism in Eukaryota, Viridiplantae, Streptophyta, Magnoliopsida, Ericales, Ericaceae. Gene Ontology annotation, biological process: thiamine biosynthetic process. The coding region runs from base 188 to 1252 and encodes 354 amino acids.
AGAGUAAAAGGCUUGGAACACUGCGUGCCGGUGGCGCAGGAACACUGAAUGAUCUAAUCUACCCUUCUCCUCCCUUCCACUAUAUAUCACUCCUAACCCUCACUCUCUCUCUCACGAGAAUCCUCUCUCACUCCUCAACCCCAUCAUCGGAAAAAAAGUUUUUUUUUACAAUUCAUCACCACCAUCAAUGGCGACCAUGACCACAACCCUCUUUUCCUCUCUCUCCACCAAACCCAAGACCUCUUUCCUCGAGCCCCAAUCCUCCUCCUUCCAUGGCCUGGUCCGACCCACCAAGGCACACAACAACAACAACCUCUCCAUCACCAUGUCAGCCGCCGCCUCACCCCCGCCGUACGAUCUCAAGUCGUUCAAGUUCGAUCCGAUUAAGGAGUCGAUCGUGUCGCGAGAAAUGACCCGCAGGUACAUGAUGGAUAUGAUCACCUACGCCGACACCGACGUCGUCGUCGUCGGCGCUGGAUCUGCUGGACUUUCCUGCGCUUACGAGCUCAGCAAGAACCCAGAUGUCCAGGUGGCAAUUAUUGAGCAAUCAGUAAGCCCGGGAGGAGGUGCAUGGCUCGGUGGACAACUCUUCUCGGCCAUGGUUGUACGUAAGCCGGCCCACCGCUUCCUUGAUGAGCUUGAGAUUGAGUACGAUGAGCAGGACACCUACGUGGUGAUCAAGCAUGCCGCUCUAUUCACAUCCACCAUCAUGAGCAAGUUAUUGGCCAGGCCAAAUGUGAAGCUCUUCAAUGCCGUGGCGGCUGAGGACUUGAUUGUGAAGGCAGGGAGAGUCGGUGGUGUUGUGACCAACUGGGCUUUGGUGUCAAUGAACCACGACACACAGUCGUGCAUGGACCCCAAUGUGAUGGAAGCCAAGAUUGUCGUGAGCUCUUGCGGACACGAUGGGCCUUUUGGUGCAACUGGAGUCAAGAGGCUUAAGAGUAUUGGGAUGAUAGAUAGUGUUCCUGGGAUGAAGGCUCUCGAUAUGAAUACCGCUGAGGAUGCGAUUGUGAGGCUCACUAGGGAGAUUGUGCCCGGAAUGAUCGUUACUGGCAUGGAAGUUGCUGAGAUUGACGGAGCCCCGAGAAUGGGACCGACAUUUGGAGCAAUGAUGAUAUCGGGGCAGAAGGCAGCUCACCUGGCAUUGAAGUCAUUGGGACUGCCAAACGCACUGGAUGGAACAUACGUCGGAAGCAUUCACCCUGAGCUGAUCCUAGCCUCGGUAGAUGGCACUGAAACCGUGGAUGCGUAAGCGUACAAAAUUUCCAGGUUGUCCAAUAAAUAAAACGUUUUAGUAGUUUUGUUGAGAUGGUGGUGGUGCUGAACUCAAUAGCUCAGGUGGAAUUAGGCCAUGUUUUUGAGAAUGUUUCUCUCCUUUCCUUUUCUCUUGAACUUGGACAUGAGAAUGGAAGCACUUAGAUCUGUUUGUUCUGUC